Messenger RNA from Diachasma alloeum, 1805 nucleotides. Its product is annotated as neither inactivation nor afterpotential protein G. Gene Ontology annotation, molecular function: flavin adenine dinucleotide binding; oxidoreductase activity, acting on CH-OH group of donors. The coding region runs from base 52 to 1731 and encodes 559 amino acids. NCBI's taxonomy places the organism in Eukaryota, Metazoa, Arthropoda, Insecta, Hymenoptera, Braconidae. The transcript is spliced from 7 exons. The record is from RefSeq and is a predicted model, not a curated record.
AUCAAUUUUUUCUUUAUAUCGACAAUUUGCCUUCAAGUGAUUUUUACCAUCAUGUGGAAUUACGUUUUCGUUUCUGGAAUUGUUCUAUUAGUGUCGCUGUUAUAUCACUAUAAUGUCACCCGACCAUCGAGUGUUAUUGAAUAUCCGGAAGAUCGUUACGACUAUAUAGUGGUUGGUGCAGGCACUGCGGGAUGUGUGGUAGCUUCUCGGCUGUCUGAGCUACCGAAUAAAAGUGUGCUCCUAGUUGAGGCUGGAGGGUACUUCAAUUGGCUCUCAACUGUCCCUCUUGCCGCACCGCUUAUGCAGGGAACUGCUGUCGACUGGGCAUAUAAAACGGAAACACAGUAUUAUGCGUCGAGGGGUUUUGUAAAACAUCAAGCCUCUUGGCCUAGAGGUAAAGGCCUCGGAGGCAGCGGACAGAUGAAUUUUCUGCUCCAUUCCUUCGGAAAACCGGAGGACUACAGACAAUGGCCUACUGGCUGGUCCUAUCACAACUUAGCACCGUAUUUUGAUAAAGUUUCGAGGAUCAUGGGGGUCCCAGGGAUCCCUGUAGAAGGAGAGCUAACAAAAAUAUUCAUGGGGAUCCGUACUUCGCAAUUCAAUGGUGAUGUCAUCAUCGAAAACGCCGAAAAUACUAUAAAACGAGGAAAACGGUUUAGCACUUAUCAUGCUUAUCUCCAGCCGGCUUGGAACCGAAACAAUCUUCACAUUUUACCGGAGACUUUGGUUGCAAAAAUUUUAUUUGAUGACGAUAAGAAAACUGUGGAAGGGAUAAAAGCAAAAUUUAAGGAUGGAACACUGGGAAGGAUUGCAGCAAAUGAUGAAGUAAUUUUGUGUGCUGGAGCCGUGAAUACACCACAUUUAAUGAUGGUUUCCGGAGUUGGACCUUUCGAGGAGCUCAGACAAAAUCAAAUACCUGUGAUUAAAAACAUCUCAGAAGUAGGAAAGAAUCUAUUCGAUCAUCUGAAUGUCCCAAUAUACGUUUCUCUGGAGGCACCAGUAAGCAUUACCCUGAGGAAAAUGCAGACACUUGCAGAAAUCAUGAAAUAUUUCGUCUUUGAGUCCGGAAUAUUGGCAACCAACGGGGUAGUCGGUACAGCAUCUCGAGGAAACAGUGGAUUUGUACUUUUUGGAGUUGGAAGUCAAGAUGAGAAAUUGUUAAACGUUUCAAAUUACGAAACAGAGGUAUUCAGAAGUGUUUUCCCCUCAUAUAAUAAUUCCACUCAAGAAGGAGUUCUCAUCUUGGCGACCUGUCUACAGCCCCAAUCUCGAGGAAACAUCACUCUGAAUACUUAUACGAUUCUGGACCCUCCUCGAAUCGAUCCAGCUUAUUUAGAAGAUUCCGAAGACGUUCGUUGCACCCAGGAUGCAGUUAACUUAGUUUUGGAUGUAAUAGAGACCUCAGAUUUCCAAAAAUUAGGUCCCAAGAUCCACACUCCUGAUAUUGAAGACUGUCGACGUUUUUUACAAAAUUACAGAGAUGAAAAUUACUCUGAGUGCAUAAUGCGAUACUCCGCUGUAACUGCCUACCAUCCGGGAGGUAGUUGUAGGAUGGGCGAUGAUAGAGAAGCAGUUGUUGAUAGGAAGUUACGGGUACAUGGCAUAAAAAAACUAAGAAUCGUUGAUGCAAGUAUCCUUCCCACUCCAAUAUCUGGAACGCCUAAUUCCGUGAUAAUUGCGAUGGCGGAAAGAGCAGCGGAUGUAAUCCUCAAUGUGCCAUUAAAACAGUAAAUGAAAUCAUGCACUAUGUAAUCAUUUGAAAAGUUUUGUAUGUCAAAAUUACUGAAUAAUAUUACAAAUUUAAA